AGACAGAGAGACAGGAAUAUGUGACAUAGCAGCUUAGGCUGAUCGAAAAACAGACCGUCAGCUGGAAGUAUGUUACAUUCAGUUAUAAACAUCAGGAUCAUCUUCUUCUGUAUAACAUUUCACUUUAUGCUGGUUUCAGGCUCUUCUCUCAGUGAACGAGUCCAUCAGACUCCAGGUGAUAUCCACUCCCAACCUGGACACACCGCCGUCUUCAACUGUUCUCACAGUAUCAAAGACUAUGACAACAUCCUCUGGUACAGACAGACCAAGAACAAGCAGAUGGAGUUCCUGGGAUACAUGAAUGUAAAGCUGGGAUUUCCUGAAGCAGGAGUGAAGGUGAAGAUCAAUGGAAAUGCAGAGAAAGAACAGACCUGCACUUUAACAGUUGAAAGUCUCAACUUGAGCAGCAGUGCGGUUUACUUCUGUCCGGAGCGCUGUGCCAACUAUGAGGCUUAUUUCGGGCCGGGAACUAAAGUGACAGUUCUGGGUAAGAAAGGCAACGUAACAACACCAGCCGUGCAAGUUCUUGGACCUUCAAAAAAGGAGUGCCGGAGCGACUGGGACCUGCAGAAGAAGAAGACCUUGACCUGCGUGGCCUCCGACUUCUACCCCGACCACGUCAGCGUGUCCUGGCAGCUCAACGGCGUCAGCAUCACCGUCGGCGUGGCGACGGACAGCGACGCCACCAAGAGCAAGACGUCCAGGUUCUACAGGAUCAGCAGCCGGCUGCAGGUCUCUGCUGAGGACUGGUACGACCCCAACAAUCUCUUCAACUGCACCGUCAGCUUCUACGAUGGAAAAGAGACCAGCUACCACCAUGCCAACAUCACAGGUGAGGAGGACGUUCACCUGACCAGAAAGGAAUAUCUGACGGUCACCGGGAACGCCAAGCUGUCCUACACGGUUCUGAUCGUGAAGAGCUGCGUCUACGGGGCCUUCGUGUGGUUCCUGGUCCGGAGGCUGCAGAGUUCGCCUGGAAAGUAGAAUCUCCUGGAAUCUUCUGGAAAGUAGAAUCUCUUAGUCUUUUUCUUCCGUUUUUGCUUACGAUGAACGCAGCGUAGCUAGAAGAGCGUUUGUCCCAAACAACUGCAGUUUUCUUUGCUCCACAUUUGACUCGAGGCCAGCGGAUCUCCGUAGACCCGGUCCGUCACCUCUGGGCCACAUCUAGCCCUGUAGCACCUGCCAGUGUCCAUGUUCGGAUCAAAUGUGUCUUCUAACUGGGAUCUGUGGGGACUCUGGGAAACCUGCGCUCACAUCUGCUUUGUCCUCUGAGAAUAUUGAUAAAAGACAUGUAAAUGUUGCAUCUGCAUUCAUACUUUUUAAGAAAGUGCUUGUUCACCCAACUUCCUUCUCAAUAAAGUGUUUUAGACGA
Cololabis saira (Pacific saury) is the source of this 1372-nucleotide messenger RNA. RefSeq names its product M1-specific T cell receptor beta chain-like. The transcript has 8 exons. Lineage: Eukaryota; Metazoa; Chordata; Actinopteri; Beloniformes; Belonidae. The coding region runs from base 70 to 984 and encodes 304 amino acids. The record is from RefSeq and is a predicted model, not a curated record.